AACUCUAACAACCUUUAACAACUUUCAACUAGUAAUAGGUUAGUUAACUAAUUUCAACUACCUCCUAUUACAAUCAAUUACUAUGGAAACACUUUAGAUAUGGGUUCUUUUUGUUGCUUAAUUGCUUGAUUUAUUUAUCGUAUUCGCCUGAAAUUCCAAAAAUCGCCAAAAAGAAACAUCGAAACACCUAUAAAAAUAGAAAAAAGCUAUGUUACCGAAUAUGAUUGGAUUUGGCUCAUUAUUAAAGUUUAGUUGGACUAUUUGUUUUUUUCUCAUUUGCCGAGACAAUUCGCUAAACAUUAAUAUCUCUUAUUGCUUAUAAGUAAAAACUAUAAAAGUUCGAUAUUUGUAAUCGAGACGAAUAUAAGAGAACUCUACUUGACUCUAUUCGCCUUUUAUAUAAUGAUGUUUCAGAUAGCUUAAUAUAGUGUCAAAAAACAAAUGGUGUAACUAAAAACAGCGGAAGUGUUAAGAUUGACUCUUUCAAAAAUGUCUCUAUUCACUAACGAACUUUGUGACUUUAUCUUCUAUAUGAGGUACCUAUUUUAUCUCCUGAUUAGUUAGAUUUACUGACUUACAUCUAACAGUACUUUACCUGCUAAUCGUGUUCUCCAUACAAAGAACUCUUAUGCAUAUAUGUUCCCUUAUAUUUACCAUCAUAGAGGGGUGAGGGGACUUAGAAAUCCAUUAUCACCCACUAUUGUUAAUGGAGAUUACCAGGAAUUCUUCUCCAAAUGAUCUCCCAAAGGUUCUGAUUUUGAAUCCACUACCAGUCUACACCCUCUAUGAAGCCGAAUUCUCUCAGCAUUUUCACUUCAUCAAGUCCUAUGAGUCCCCUGUCCCUCUCCCCAUCUCCCUUGCUGCCGCAAACUCUGCCGGAGUCACGGUCAUGCUCAUUGGUGGAUACAUCCCCAUCAAUGCGAAAGACAUCCUUGACCACCUCCCCUCCCUCCGCUGCAUAGUUUCCAUCACCGCUGGCCUUAAUCACAUCGAUCUUCAAGAGUGCCACCGCCGUGGCAUUGCUGUUACCUCCGCUGGUGACACUUACUCUGACGACUGUGCUGACUUUGCAGUGGCUCUUUUGAUUGAUAUUCUUCGGAAGGUGUCUUCUGGUGAUCACUUUGUGCGCAGAGGUGAUUGGAAAAUAGAGGGACUGUAUUGUUUGGGUCGUCGGUUGUCAGGCAAGACGGUAGGAAUCAUUGGAUUGGGAAGCAUUGGCUGUAGAAUUGCGAAAAGACUAGAGGCCUUCGGCUGCAGAAUUCUGUACAACUCAAGAAAAGAGAAACCAUCAGUUUCUUACACUUUCUACUCAGAUGUUACUGAGUUAGCAACUAACAGUGAUGUCAUCAUAAUAAGUUGCGCUCUGACUGAUCAAACCAGGCACAUGAUAAGCACUGAAGUGCUAUCGGCAUUAGGGAAGGAAGGCGUCAUUGUUAACAUUGCACGGGGGCCUAUAAUCGAUGAGAAAGAAUUGGUGAGAUUUUUAGUCGAAGGCAAGAUAGCUGGUGCUGGCUUGGAUGUUUUUGAGAAAGAGCCAAAUAUACCUAAAGAGCUUAUCGCUAUGGAAAAUGUUGUUCUGUCACCUCAUGCUGCGUUUUUAACUCACGAGUCAUUUCGUGAUAUUUUUGAGCUUGUGAAAGGGAAUCUUGAAGCUUUCUUCUCAAAUAAGCCAUUACUUUCUCCAGUCAUGGAUGUAUGACUCCAUGAUCACCCAUUUACUUAAUAAUCAGUUUCUAGCAGUUUGCAAGUGAUGGAUUUCUGUUAAUUAGUACACCUAUAUAAGAGAGUGUGACUGUAGGCAAUGGUAUGUAAUGGUUAAUUAGAUGGUUAUUGUCUUAGGACUUAAUGCUUACGAGUAAAAUUCUCUCUCUAUUUAUGAGUUACGUGCGAAGCCAUAUGAUAUCAAUUAUUAUUACCGUUUUUGUUCUUCCUA
Messenger RNA from Beta vulgaris subsp. vulgaris (sugar beet), 1933 nucleotides. Its product is annotated as glyoxylate/hydroxypyruvate reductase HPR3. Lineage: Eukaryota; Viridiplantae; Streptophyta; Magnoliopsida; Caryophyllales; Amaranthaceae. The coding region runs from base 707 to 1699 and encodes 330 amino acids. Gene Ontology annotation, cellular component: cytosol. Gene Ontology annotation, molecular function: NAD binding; glyoxylate reductase (NADPH) activity; hydroxypyruvate reductase [NAD(P)H] activity. The record is from RefSeq and is a predicted model, not a curated record. The transcript is spliced from 2 exons.